Scophthalmus maximus (turbot) is the source of this 1957-nucleotide messenger RNA. RefSeq names its product sialic acid synthase-like. Bases 559 to 1452 code for a protein of 297 amino acids. Gene Ontology annotation, molecular function: N-acylneuraminate-9-phosphate synthase activity. Lineage: Eukaryota; Metazoa; Chordata; Actinopteri; Pleuronectiformes; Scophthalmidae. Gene Ontology annotation, biological process: carbohydrate biosynthetic process. The record is from RefSeq and is a predicted model, not a curated record. The transcript is spliced from 5 exons.
ACAAAAUAUACUUGGAAUUUGUAUUGUUUAACUUGAACGUCUGUGUUUCUGUGUCAAACAUAAAUGUUUAGAUGAAGAUUCUUGAUUUGCUAAAAAAAGUAGAUCCUUUCACAGCAUAAGCCACAUGCAAAGACGUCUGGCAGAAACAACUGCCUCCUGCAUCUUAAAGUGAGUCAUUUUAAAAAUUCUGAAUAAUUGGUGAUCACUGGGUGAAUGGGGAUAUUACUUCUUGUGUGCUUGAUGAAAAUCUAAAUGUUGUAGCAGCUCGUUCUGCUACAUCCUUGUGGCCAAACGUAUCAGUUCACUGCUUUAAAACUAGGUCAAGUGGUGAUUGUAGCUGCAUCGCAAUCCACAUCUCAAUGUCGGAGCUCAGAAAUGCCUCGAGAUAAAGUCAGCUUUUACCCCACCGAUGAAAACUGGUACAACUGGUAGAACAGAUGUUAUUAACCAUGGAUCGGAUUCAACACGUGCCAUCUUGCCACCUCAAACACACACCCGUGCUUCAUCAUUGCUGAAAUUGGACAAAACCAUCAGGGAGACAUUGAGAUUGCUAAGAAAAUGAUCAAGAUGGCAAAGGACUGUGGUGCUGACUGUGCCAAAUUCCAGAAAAGUGAAUUGGAUUACAAAUUUAGCAAGCGGGCCUUGGAACACCUGUACAAUUGCAAGCACUCCUGGGGCAAAACUUAUGGUGACCACAAGCGUCACUUGGAGUUUAGCCAUGAUCAGUACAGGGAACUGAAGAAGUAUGCAGAAGAAAUUGGAAUCUUCUUCACAGCCUCUGGCAUGGACGAGAUGGCUGUGGAGUUCCUCCAUGAGCUCGAUGUGCCUUUCUUUAAAGUUGCCUCCUGUGAUGCGAACAACUUCCCCUAUCUGGCGGUAACUUCCAAAAAAGGACGUCCCAUGGUGGUGUCCACUGGGAUGCAGUCCAUGGAGACAAUUCGUCGAGUCUACAAGACAGUGAGGGAGCACAACCAGAACUUCACCCUGCUGCAGUGCACCAGCGCCUACCCUCUGGACCCCAAAGAUGUCAACCUCAGUGUGAUCAAGGAAUACCAGAAGGAAUUCCCCGACAUUCCCAUCGGAUAUUCUGGACACGAGCAGGGGAUCUACAUCACUGUGGCCGCGGUGGCAAUGGGGGCAAAGGUCGUGGAACGCCAUGUGACCCUGGAUAAGACCUGGAAGGGAAAUGACCAUGAGGCUUCCCUGGAGCCCUCAGGGCUGGCAGAGCUGGUCCGAGCCAUCCGACUGGUGGAGAUGGCGAAGGGAUCACCGGUCAAGCAGAUGUUACCCUGUGAGAAGAACUGCCACGAUAAGGUUGGUCUCAUUUCUCCUCGUCUUUCUCCCAUUCACUCUAUUCGUACCAGUUUUCUGAACUUGGUCUCACUUGGACUCAAGCACGACCUAAGUAGAGUUUGGUGGUCAAAGGUCAAAGUCACUGUGACCUCAUUCUGACCAUCAGUGUUCAUGAUUCAUAGUAUCAGAUGGAAACCAAACUGAUUUUGUAUCACUCACUCUUAACUUCCAUAAAGUCUGUCUUUUAAAUCUCAAUCAUUUGUUCAAUUCAUAACCUCACUGUCAAUGUAGGGAGGUGAAGCCGCGUGUGCACUCACCGUGAUUUCAGGUACUGUAUGUGUGGGGAAUGUUAAAGACGAAUGGUGUUGGGAUUUCUCCUGCAACCUCAGUUCAUUUCAAAGGUGCCACAUGUGGCCCUUUACCAAAAAUAAAUGCUUCUGUACUGUUAAUCUUGCAAAUAAAAAGGGGUCUAAAUAAGCUCUCUGUUGGAGUGUUAUUUUAAUUUUUAUUCAUAACAGUUUAAUGUCUUCUCAGAUUUAAAUUGGGAAAAGUGCAUAGGAGAGAUUUGCAUGGUCAAAGCAUAAUAAUAUAGGUUUUUAUUUAGUUUAGACACACAUUCUGCAUUUCUUUAAACCCACAAACUGGAAUGGCUGGACAUUUCUUC